ACUUGUAAUCAUCACCAAAAUAGAAACAAAAGACGACAGAGUUCAUAUCCAUCCGAAUAACCUAAAGUUUCUGCAAACCGAAAUAACUAUACCAAGCAUAGCCCUACAAGAAUAGGACCCUUAAAGCUCAAAGGCUACGACUUGUCAACUAUCUCUGAUUUUUGAGGAUCUAAGAUGGGCGCUGUUCUUGCGGUAUGCACCGCUGCUCAAUGUGCCUGUUGCUGCUGCCCUGCCGCAGUUGGGUGUUGCUGCGCAUGUUGCCCAGGGUGUCGCAGCUCCACAUCUACCCGUAUCAUGUACACAGUCUUCCUUCUGCUUGGAACCAUUGUCUCCUGUCUCAUGCUUUGGGAUCAAGUAGAGAAAAGCAUUGUCGAACAUGAUCCAUUGGGUAUUUUCGGCAAGGUGUGUGAUGAGGCAGGUGCAGGUGAUAAGUGUGAGUUGCUUGCUGGACACCUUGCUGUGUACAGAGUCUGCUUUGCAAUGGCCUGCUUCUUCUUCCUCUUUAUGAUCAUCACCAUUAAAGUGUCCUCUAGCAAAGACUGUCGUGGAGGGAUCCAUAAUGGGUUUUGGGGGAUAAAGUUCCUGAUGCUAGUUGGGUUGGCAGUUGGAGCAUUUUUUAUUCCUAGAGGAGACUUUGGAGUUGCCUGGAUGUACAUUGGGUUUAUUGGAGCCGUCUUGUUUAUCCUGAUUCAAGUUAUUCUGCUUGUUGACUUUGCUCAUUCAUGGAAUGAGAUAUGGACAUCAAAUGCAGAGGAGAAUGACAACAAAUGCUGGUACAUAGGGCUUCUGGUGUUUAUGAUACUAUUCUAUGCAGCAGCUCUUGCUGGUCAUAUCACUGGAUACAUUUUUUUUACUGAGUCUUCUGGGUGCCACCUAAACAAGUUUUUUCUCAGCUUUAAUCUCAUUCUGUGUGUCAUCAUAUCUAUAAUCUCAUUGCUGCCAAGCAUUCAGUCAGCUCAGCCCAAGUCUGGUCUACUCCAGUCCUCCAUUGUCUCUUUGUUUACCACCUACCUUAUCCUGUCAGCUUUGGCAAGUGAACCAACAACAUCAGAUCCAGGUUCAUCCAGCAAUAGUACAAUUUGUGGGGCAAGCAUCACUAGUCAUGGAAUCAAGGGCUCAGAAACUACUGUUACUGUUGUUGGGCUUGUUCUUCUGUUUAUCACUGUUAUCUACUCCAGUCUUCGAACAGUUGGCAGCGUGGAUAAGCUAACCACCACAUCAACAACUGCAGAUGACACUGAGAAGGGUAAAGUAGAGGAGGAUGAAGAAGAGAGUGUGAUGUACAGCUACUCAUUCUUCCAUUUUAUCUUCUUCUUGGCCUCCUUAUACAUCAUGAUGACACUCACAGGAUGGCUCAGUCCUGAAGGUACUGGAAUACAGAACUUCCAACGGAACUGGGCGUCUGUUUGGGUGAAGGUCUGCUGUAGCUGGGUGUGUCAUCUCAUCUACUUAUGGACUCUGAUGGCUCCUGUCUGCUUCCCUGACAGGGACUUCUCUACCGGCCUGAUGUGAGACUCGCAUCACGGGCAUCCCUGUCACGCAAAGUAAAAUAGCUGUUACUUCAAAUGAUGCAGGUUGUUGCAUCCUAGAUAUGGUACCCCUAGCACACUGUCGCACAACAUGUGGCAGCCAUAGCAACACAGUGUUUAAAGAAAAUAUAACAAUACAUACAGGCCUUACCAUAGGGUAAUCAUAGGACGUGUGCUUUCUUGACAUGCCAUCUAGCCUGCAUGCAGGCGUUUGGUGGUUUAUCGCGAAAAGCCAGCGAACAUCGUAGCCGCCAUCUUGGAUUUUCGCCAUUUUGAUGGCGACUUAGAUCGCUCGACUACGAACGCCUGCAAGCACUGCAUACCAUUGAUGCUAUACAGCAGACUGUUGCACCCCAGACAUGCAAAAACUGUAGCCAAACAUGGCGUCCAUGCAAAGUAACAUGUAGUUAUGUGCAAGGAGCUCCAGCCUAUGAUUGACCUUUCUCAAUGGUCGUAAAAAACAAAUAGAAAAAAUGGUAAUGUUAAAAGGUGUAAAAUUUAAAGAACGAACAUUUUUUUAAUUUAACGGCGCGAUGCAUGGUUCCAUGGCCUCAAGAUAUAGUUUAAGAAGGUCACUUAGACCGGCUUAGACGUAGUCCUCAUGUGUUGUUGCAAAUGUAAAUCCAUGCAAAUAUAGACAAAAUAAAUACCUUUGCCAUUUGCAUUUGAAAAAGUGCAUGAAAUGAACGGCGUCUUAAGUAGGCAUGCAGGCGAGAAUCGCAGUUUUAUUGACACUAAACUUCAGAAUUAGAAAAAUUUGAAGGAUUCCGUCGCGUGUUCUGAUGCGCAGUGAAGCAUUUCACCAUGUGGCCUUGGCAGCUUGCUUCACACUAUAAUAAUAGUUCAAAUUGAUAUAUAGUCCACAGCGUAAUGUUAUUAAUAAUAGAACAUGUAGAAUAGUUUAGUAUAACCACGGAUAAUGCCUGAAGCACACUAGCAACAUAACAGCGUUAUGUCACAACCGGAAAAAUGUGUGAAAACAGAAAUGCGCAGUGUUUUUAACAUGGCAUGUUAAAACAGUAUAUUAUGUGUUUUCAUUUUAAUGAAAUGUCGCUUGUGAGUGGGAGACUUUUGUUUCCCGUGACGUCAUACUUGUUAUGUCACUAGUGUGCACUGUGCUUAAGUGACACAUAAGUCCAAGUGUUUCAUAUAUUUAGCUUUUAUAGAAAACGAUUUAUAUUUAAAAAAAUGUUGCAGUGUAUCCAGUAGACAACCAAAAUACAUGUGAAACAUUAAUAUUUUCUAAUGAAUCACAAGCAAGAAUUUGGUCACUCAAACUUGUUAAGACUUAGUCCGUCUCGUCCAGUUUCGCUUCUGGACUCUCCUUAGACGGGUAACCCGUAUCUAAUGUGAAAACGAUAAUGAUAAGCAAUGGAAACAUAAUGAUAAGCAAUAAAAACAAUGUGAAAAGUACACCUGGAAUUGGUAUAGCCUACCAGGGUAAUUCCAGGAUAUACAUUUUGCAGGAGACCAGCACGACUGUUUCGUCAUUUUCAAA
This is a messenger RNA of Nematostella vectensis (starlet sea anemone), 3027 nucleotides long. Its product is annotated as probable serine incorporator. Gene Ontology annotation, cellular component: membrane. The coding region runs from base 175 to 1512 and encodes 445 amino acids. The transcript is spliced from 13 exons. NCBI's taxonomy places the organism in Eukaryota, Metazoa, Cnidaria, Anthozoa, Actiniaria, Edwardsiidae. The record is from RefSeq and is a predicted model, not a curated record.